Spinacia oleracea (spinach) is the source of this 2833-nucleotide messenger RNA. RefSeq names its product syntaxin-124-like. The coding region runs from base 1629 to 2543 and encodes 304 amino acids. Gene Ontology annotation, cellular component: SNARE complex; plasma membrane; endomembrane system. NCBI's taxonomy places the organism in Eukaryota, Viridiplantae, Streptophyta, Magnoliopsida, Caryophyllales, Amaranthaceae. Gene Ontology annotation, molecular function: SNARE binding; SNAP receptor activity. The transcript has a single exon. The record is from RefSeq and is a predicted model, not a curated record. Gene Ontology annotation, biological process: exocytosis; intracellular protein transport; vesicle fusion.
UACUCCAUACUACUUUACAAACUUAGUCGCAUCAUAUGUUAUAUAUUUCCCGAUUCUAAAGCUUAAACAGUACUCCGAAGCUUCAAUUGUCACUAGAAAUGCUAGUUUAUCCUCUCUUUCUAGACUCUGAUAAUAUUGACAAAUAGUAGACCAGUGCAUAUAAUCUAUAUGUUGACUUACUUCGAAACAAUUAGGAAAUGGAAAGUGAGAAAAAACCCUACGUAUGUCACAUUGUUCACAUUGAGACCACACUGCAUGAAUCAUGACGGAUAUUCACUGAUACACAGAAGUCUUUGAAAUAGAGACGGAUUUUCCCUCUAGUUUUUCUUGUGUCGUCUCUUUUUCCUGUAUAUUGCUUGUUUCUAGCCUUUGUGUUACAUGUCUGAUAUCAAAGAUAGUGUUACCUAAUUCGCAAUGCGCUUCAAUACAAGGUACAAGUACAAACACUCAAUCGAACAAGAAUGGGCUAACUAAGCUUGUUUUUUUCUUCUUCUUUUUUUUGGUGAAAACGGAAACAUUGUACCAAUUCAGGUGUUUGAGAUUGUCGAUUGAUUUUGGUGACCCUGAAUAGGAAACAUUUCAAAAACACUCCCUCCGUCCAGAUGUAAUAGUGGAAUCGAUUCUGGAUGGAGGGACUGCAUAAUUUCUUUACAUAAACAUUAUACUCACUCUAGAUCUGGAACUAUAAUACAUCGAUUCCGUCCAUUUGACUUUUGUAGAUAACCAUUUGUAAUUGCAUCCAUGAUAUGCCAUGUCUGCCGAGGUGGAAGGUUUUAUGUUACAUUUUACAAGAAACUUGGAAUCAUGUCGCAUUUUUGGUAUCUUAUUAAAAUGAUCAAGCUUAUAGGCAGAGCACAAACCCAAAAUAUAAUAUUUUACAAUAGCCUUAAUAAUUUAGGAGUGCUUCCCAUGUCUCCUCUAGAUUAUCAGUUAGUAUUCUUAGUUGUGAUCACAUUGUCAGUUUGGUAGGUGACAACAGGAGCAAACGUCAGAAACACCAAAAUCAAAUUAACUAUGUUACUCGAACUUUUUAUUUUGACUCAAGUAUCUUGUGUCCGUCUCGGAUAUUCGACACUUGAACACUUUUUAGGGGACACUUUAUUUUGGGCCAAAAUCAUGAUUUCUCUUUCCACAAAAUAGCUGAGUCGGACACUUGGAUCGGACAUGUACCUGUGUCGGACGCGAGAAUCCGAGUCCAAGAAACAUAGCACAUUAGGAUGAAAAGAAAAUUGAAACAAGAAAGGAAAAUGCAGCUCCAAAGUAUGGGAAUUAUAGUCUGCUGCCAAAAUGUUAAACAAAGGAAAAGCUGGAAUGUCAACAUUCACCACAAUAAUCUGAUAACAAAACUUCCUAAAUUUAUUUCCGAUGACAAAUUAAAGAAGUAAAAAAUGUUGGAUAAUUUAUGAUAAAAAAAUGUUAUGACAAAGUCAAAUGACUAUAUCUUAGUAUUUUUGAGGAAUAUAUUUUCAAGAUCAUUAGAUUCUACAAAGUGGUGGAAAUGAUGACUCCCCAUUACCUGUAUUCGCGCUUAUAUGGUACAGGUCCUUCAGUUAGCCUGUUCUUUGUUGUCAUAAGACCCAAAUAGGAGGAAAACAGAAGAUUAUAGUUAAUACUCUACACUAGGCAAGAUGAAUGACUUGUUUUCGAACUCAUUCAAGAGGUAUGCGAAUCUGAAGGAUCAAGCACAGCGCGAUGAUUUGGAGUUAGGGAGUCAGACUGGUGCCAACCUCGACAAGUUCUUUGAGGAUGUGGAUGGUGUCAAGGGUGACAUGGGAAAUGUAGAUAAGCUUUACAAGAGGCUCCAAGAAGCCAAUGAGGAAUGCAAGAUCGCGACUAAUGCGAAGGCGGUCAAAGACCUCAGGGCUCGAAUGGAUAUUGAUGUAGAACAAGUCUUGAAACGAGUCAAGAUCAUCAAAGGGAAACUAGAAGCUCUUGACAGAUCCAAUGUAGCCCACAGGAACCUACCAGGGUGUGGUCCGGGGUCCUCAGCUGACCGGACACGCACCUCCGUGGUGAGUGGCUUAGGGAAGAAGCUCAAGGACAUGAUGGAUAACUUCCAAACACUUAGGUCAAAAAUGUCAGCUGAAUAUAAGGAGACAGUAGAAAGGAGGUACUUUACCAUAACAGGGGAGAAGGCAGAGGAGGAGACUAUAGAGAAGUUGAUCGAGAGUGGAGAGAGUGAAUCGUUCCUUCAAAAGGCUAUCCAACAACAAGGAAGAGGUCAGAUAAUGGACACGGUGAAGGAGAUACAAGAGAGGCAUGAUGCAAUCAAGGAGAUUGAGAAGAAUUUGUUAGAGUUACAUCAAGUUUUCUUGGACAUGGCUGCUCUUGUAGAAGCUCAAGGCCAACAGCUUAAUGAUAUCGCUAGCAAUGUGAAUCGGGCUAGCUCUUUCGUGAGCCAUGGGGCUAAUGAGCUCGUAGUGGCUAAGGAUCACCAAAAGAAUAGUCGGAAAUGGACUUGCAUUGCCAUCAUCCUUGGAGUUAUCCUUGUUAUAGUUAUCUUGUUUCCCAUCUUGUACUCUACUCUUCUUGUGCCCCGUUAGUUAAGGAGUAGGAAUUACUUUUACAAUUCGUUCAUUUUUCUUUUGACAUUUGUUUCAAAUGCUCUAUGUGAUAUUUACGUUUUAAAUUGGCUGCAUCAGUCUAUCUUUAUUAAGGCCACUCUGACUAGUAAGUGAAACAGUAACAGAAGUAAUCAAUAUCGCCAUCCCGUCCUAUUUUUGUGGGAAAUUUAGAUCUAAAAGUAAACUAGUCAAUCAUCCAUUUACACAUAUCAUUGUAUUACCAGAGAAAGGUUUUGAGAUUUGGCAAAUUCAGACACUUUUUUGUAAUA